AUGAUGUUUGACGCCUUCCAGGAGAUCAGCUGGCUCGCCUGCCUCUGCAUCAUCUUUGUGCUGGCCCUCUCCAAGCAAGGAGGUUCCGAUCACUCUGGCGAUACCUUCAUCAUAAUGAGGCAGGCCGAAGGUCAGGACCUGGUCGAUGCUGCCAAUGUCGUCGUCAAUCUGGCCACCAUGCGUCCCGGAGAACACGCAAUCCUGGCGAGAGGCGCUUCUCUCACUACGGUGGGUGGUGACGAGCCCAGCGCAACGGCAGCCGCCUCCCCCUUCACGUUCUCUCCUGACCCAACCCUACCCGUUCCCUCAUGUGCCUCCACUUGCCUGUCCCCUCCCCUGAUCGCCAAGCCUGGACACUGCGAGGAUCCCAACCAUGACGUGAGCAACAGCUGCGUCUGUCUAUCCGCGCCCCACGCCAUCAAGCUCGGUAUCUCAGCUUGCGUCCUCUCAGCUUGCGGGCACGGCAUCACGGUAGCGUCCACGGUCCCGACAGGCCUCGCCUCGUCCCUCGCUUCAGACGUGGCCUCUGCUACACUCUUCUACGACGGCUACUGUCUGGACAUGUUUGGCGGUAAGGCUAUCGUCAGCGCUCUCGAUCAAGAGCGCAAAGCCUCGUCGGCUGCCCACGAAAACAUCACUACUGUCGCGGCGGCCACCGCGGAGACACUGAGCACCUUGCUGGAGGAUACGCAGAGCCCGGCAACCACCCCUGACAGACCCGCGGUUGUGCCGACCAGCGUCGCCACAACGGUCCAAGGAGAGAUCACGCCGACCAUCAUACCGGCAUCACCAUUGCCCUCGAGCGCCCGAUGCAAGUGCGUCAUAUACACUCAGUCAGUGACCUCCAAUGCCCCUUGA
Messenger RNA from Thyridium curvatum, 858 nucleotides. RefSeq lists its product as uncharacterized. The record is from RefSeq and is a predicted model, not a curated record. The transcript has a single exon. Bases 1 to 858 code for a protein of 285 amino acids. NCBI's taxonomy places the organism in Eukaryota, Fungi, Ascomycota, Sordariomycetes, Thyridiales, Thyridiaceae.